This is a messenger RNA of Chinchilla lanigera (long-tailed chinchilla), 4969 nucleotides long. RefSeq names its product kinesin-associated protein 3. Gene Ontology annotation, biological process: microtubule-based movement; cilium organization. The coding region runs from base 72 to 2447 and encodes 791 amino acids. The record is from RefSeq and is a predicted model, not a curated record. Gene Ontology annotation, molecular function: kinesin binding. Gene Ontology annotation, cellular component: ciliary transition zone; kinesin II complex; axoneme. The transcript is spliced from 20 exons. NCBI's taxonomy places the organism in Eukaryota, Metazoa, Chordata, Mammalia, Rodentia, Chinchillidae.
UUCUUUUAACUGAAAUCUCCUUUGCAUUAAGAUGUGCAAUGUGAGCUCAACUUGAUUUGUAAAGUGAGAAGAUGACUGCAUUAAGAGGGAGUGGGUGUGGACUUUUUGGACUACAAUGGCCAUUUCAUGAUGUCCCAAAGGCAAUCAGAAGGAAAGUUAAAGGAGGUAAUAUUGAUGUACAUCCAUCAGAAAAAGCACUUAUUGUUCAGUAUGAAGUGGAAGCUACCAUUCUUGGAGAAAUGGGUGAUCCCAUGUUGGGAGAACGAAAGGAAUGCCAAAAAAUUAUUCGUCUGAAGGGUCUCAAUGCCAACACAGAUAUAACUUCCCUAGCACGGAAGGUGGUUGAAGAAUGUAAACUUAUUCAUCCCUCAAAACUAAAUGAAGUAGAACAGCUGUUGUAUUACCUGCAGAACCGUCGGGAUUCAUUGUCAGGAAAAGAAAAAAAAGAAAAAUCAAACAAACCUAAAGAUCCACCUCCUUUUGAAGGAACUGAGAUUGAUGAAGUUGCCAACAUUAAUGACAUGGAUGAAUACCUUGAGUUACUGUAUGAAGAUAUUCCUGACAAGGUUCGGGGUUCUGCUCUGAUCCUACAGCUUGCUCGAAAUCCUGAUAACUUGGAAGAACUACUAUUGAAUGAAACUGCUCUUGGUGCACUAGCAAGAGUCCUGAGAGAAGACUGGAAGCAAAGUGUUGAGUUAGCUACAAACAUAAUUUACAUCUUUUUUUGCUUUUCCAGCUUUUCUCAGUUUCAUGGAGUAAUCACUCACUAUAAAAUUGGAGCUCUGUGUAUGAAUAUCAUUGAUCAUGAGCUAAAAAGACACGAGCUUUGGCAAGAAGAACUUUCUAAGAAGAAGAAGGCUGUCGAUGAAGACCUUGAAAACCAAACCGUGAAAAAGGAUUAUGAGAAAGCUUUUAAAAAGUACCAGGGACUUGUGGUAAAACAAGAACAGCUAUUGAGAGUUGCUCUUUAUUUGCUUCUGAAUCUGGCAGAGGAUACUCGUACAGAACUGAAGAUGAGGAAUAAGAAUAUAGUUCACAUGUUGGUGAAAGCUCUCGAUCGGGACAAUUUUGAGCUGCUUAUUCUAGUUGUAACAUUCUUAAAGAAACUCAGCAUUUUUAUGGAGAAUAAAAAUGAUAUGGUGGAAAUGGAUAUUGUUGAAAAACUGGUAAAACUCAUACCAUGUGAGCAUGAAGAUUUACUAAAUAUCACUCUCCGGCUUUUGCUAAACCUGUCCUUUGACACAGGACUGAGGAAUAAGAUGGUACAAGUUGGACUUCUUCCAAAACUCACUGCACUCCUAGGCAAUGAAAACUACAAACAAAUAGCGAUAUGUGUGCUUUACCACAUAAGCAUGGAUGAUCGCUUUAAGUCAAUGUUCGCAUACACUGACUGUAUACCACAAUUAAUGAAGAUGCUCUUUGAAUGUUCAGAUGAACGAAUUGAUUUGGAACUCAUUUCCCUCUGCAUUAAUCUUGCUGCUAAUAAGAGGAAUGUACAGCUGAUCUGUGACGGAAAUGGGCUGAAGAUGCUCAUGAAAAGGGCUCUGAAGCUCAAGGAUCCUUUGCUCAUGAAAAUGAUUAGAAAUAUUUCCCAGCAUGAUGGACCAACCAAAAAUCUGUUUAUUGAUUAUGUUGGGGACCUUGCAGCCCAAAUCUCUAAUGAUGAAGAGGAAGAAUUUGUGAUCGAAUGUUUGGGAACUCUGGCAAAUUUGACCAUUCCAGACUUAGACUGGGAACUGGUUCUUAAAGAGUACAAGUUGGUUCCAUACCUCAAGGAUAAACUAAAACCAGGUGCUGCUGAAGAUGACCUUGUUUUAGAAGUGGUUAUAAUGAUUGGAACUGUAUCUAUGGAUGAUUCUUGUGCAGCAUUGCUAGCUAAAUCUGGAAUAAUUCCUGCCCUUAUUGAAUUGCUAAAUGCUCAACAAGAAGAUGAUGAAUUUGUGUGUCAGAUAAUUUAUGUCUUCUACCAGAUGGUUUUCCACCAAGCCACGAGAGAUGUCAUAAUCAAGGAAACGCAAGCUCCAGCAUAUCUCAUAGAUCUGAUGCAUGAUAAAAAUAAUGAAAUCCGAAAAGUCUGUGAUAAUACACUAGAUAUUAUUGCGGAGUAUGAUGAUGAAUGGGCAAAGAAAAUUCAGAGAGAAAAGUUUUGCUGGCAUAACUCUCAGUGGCUGGAGAUGGUAGAGAGUCGUCAAAUGGAUGAGAGUGAGCAGUACUUGUAUGGUGAUGAUCGAAUUGAGCCAUAUAUCCAUGAAGGAGAUAUUCUAGAAAGACCUGACCUUUUCUACAGCCCAGAUGGAUUAAUUGCCACUGAAGGAGCCAUAAGUCCAGAUUUCUUCAAUGAUUAUCACCUUCAGAAUGGAGAUGUAGUUGGACAGCAUUCAUUUCCUGGCAGAUACUGCCAAUCUAAAGAAAGUAGACUGCUACUAAUGUAUGCAUCACUUAUGUGAGGAAGACUUGCUUUUAUUUUUUAUAUAAUUAUGUGACUUUAAAGAAACUACUAAAAUUGAAUAUACAGAAUAACCUUAUGAGCCCAAUUGAGGAAAAUCUUUCAUUUGGGGCUUUUGAAAAUGAUCAUUUUAUAAAAUAAUGAAAAUGUUUUCAGAGGUUCAUUUUAGUGACUAAUAGUGACUAAGUUAAGAAUUAGGUCCAAAAAGUCAGAAUUUUCUCAGUUCUGUUAAUAAUUAUUUUCAAUUACUUUGAGAACAUCUUUUGUGAACCUUCACUUCAUUUUCAAGGGUAAAACUAUUUAAAUAGCUUCUUUUACUUCAUAAAAGACAUAUCAAGGUAAUAUUCACUUAAAGGAUUAGUUAAUAAAACAGAUUAUUUUUCAAAUCUAAGGAGUAAUAUAUUUAACAUAAUCAUUUUGUUUUGAAAAUUAUCCUUUAAAAAGAUCUUCCUCUGAGAAAGUUAAGUCCUUCAUCUCACUUUUGAGGCUUUAACUCUUGUAACUGUUACUUAUUCUUUUUUUAUUUCCAGGAUAAUUUAAAUUUACAAUUAGUUUACUCAAGUGUUUGUGGGUAAUAGAUCAAACUAAUAGUUCAAUUGUAUCAGCAGAGAUAUGGAGGAUACAGUGUAACCAAAGAUACAUACUGUUUAUACAUUUUGUUUUAUUGAUCUGCAUUGGAAUUAUUUUUUCAUUUAUUCAGUCAUUUUUGGCUAGUGAAGACUCCCUUGAUACUAACAAUUCAUGGAUCUAGCAUAUUUUUUAAUUCUGCAGAGACUUAAAUAUUUUAAGUUGCUUCAUAAUUAUUCACAUAUUUUGUAUCAUUUCGCUGAUGUCCAUAUGUAAAAUUUUAAACUAGAACCUUUCAGCUUCUGAUAUAUAGUAGGUAAAUUUAAAAUUAGUUAAUAACAUUGACUCAAACCACUGCUGUUGAGAUUUUUCAUUUUAACAGAUUUUAAAUUACUCAAAUGUUUUAAUAUUUAAUUUUUCCAAGAAAUGUUAAGUUAAUUAAACAGAAGUUAGUGAUUCCUAUUUAUCUCUGCUGUAAAGAUAAAAAUAAGAUUUUAUGGACACCAUAAAGACUUUAGGAUAGCUGAAAAAGUAAUGCCUCAGUUGAAUUUAAAAUACUGAAAAACUGAUUCUCUAAAUACCUUUAAAAAGAGGAAGUAUUAGAUAUUGAGAGGUUUUUUCUUUUAGGUUUUGUUUUUUCCUACUUGAAUCGCAGAAGAGGUUCAGAUGACUUACACGUUCUUUCCUUGCUUCUUUAUCAUAUGUCUUUGGUAAAAAAGCAUGGCUGUUAUGUGGGGAAAAGAUAUAAAUGGUUAAUGUAUAAACAGUGAAUUUCUAUCAUUACUAUUGAAAUGAUUUGAGUGGCAAUGGUAUGUGAGAUGAAAUGGAGAAUAGGUUGUGUGACAGGGCCAAGUGGCAUGCUCUUCACGUAGCUCUCAGGGCUCUUUGGAGAGCUCUUUGUUGUUUUUUAAACAUUUCAGUGUGAGUGAAUCGAUAUAAAAUAGGUGACCCCAAAUUCCUACAACUGCUGAUUUGAAUGUCACGACGGUUUUUUAAUUGUUCAAAGAAAUUAUUUUUUCCUAAUGUCAAAUGUGUUCAAAUCCGAAAAACUAAGACAGAUUGAGAGAAGUGUUUAAACAGUUCAAAUUGGUGUUUUUCUUAAAAUCCAAGUGAAUGGCCCUUCUCAAUCUGCAUGCCUGCAUUUUUGUAAUAUAUCAAGGCAGUUUAAUUGGAAACAGUGAAAACUGCUAAACUCAUCAAUCUCAUUUUACAAGAGAGACUGAAUGUUUGAUAAAAUAGAUACUGGCAGUUGGACAGCGAAUCCUGGGUCUUAGACAUGCAUCGCUAUUGGUUUGAAUCCCUUGGCGCCAGGAUUUCCCGACAUUUAGAGCUAAUGCAAAAUGCAUUAGGGCUCCAAGGCAUUAGCUGAGGAGUUGCCAAUCCCAGAGAGUCAAAUGUAAAUCUCCCCCUCCCCAAAUCUCAACUGGUGUUAGAAAGUAAAGUGGAACUUGCUAUUGAAGCUAAUUAAAAAUAAUAGCAAGACUAGCUUUUUUCCUGUUAUGUACCAUGAAUCUGUACCAUAUUUUUGGACCAUUUUUUAUUAUAACUCUUACUUUUCAAGACUAACAAGAACCUCAUGUUGAGUAUUUUUAAACUGCUUCCAGCUUUUACAAAUCAGUUUUUGUUGCAGUAAAAAUGGUCCAUUUUCCUUUUAUAGGAAUCCAAUUUUCAUAAACUGGAAAAAAUUGCAGAGACUGCUUAGGUUUCCUUGGGUCUUUGAAAAACAUUUUUCAGAGAGACUAACAUUCUUGGUGGUUGGCAGAGUGAUGUCAUUUACUGACCGUUUCACUGAGGUCAAAGAUGAACUGGAUGUGUGCGUUAUCUGAGCUGUCUGAUUCAUACAGUUUCAUUUUCUAUGUGUAUGUUAUACCCUGGGGUUUUUUUUCCUUUCUUCGAGUACUUUAGUUAUUACCUUUUUGUGCAUUAAAUUUACUAUUAUACAUAAUAUGCUUUUCA